AUGUUGAUAAUAACUCUAAGGUAUUACCAGUAUAUUCGAUUAAGGUGUCCACAUGCACAAUUCACAGAAGCAAAGUCAUCAGAAUCUGAUUACGCAUUAACACAAGGAAGAUUAUCUUUACAACCACUAUCAAAAAAUUAUUUAAAUAAACCAAUUUAUAUUACAUGGGAAAAUGGUCAAAGUGAUAAUGUUAAUUAUUCAAUCCUUAGAUAUGGUUCAAGAUAUAAAGUGAACAAAGAACAGAUAGAAAACAUUAAUAAGCAUCAUUUAAUGGAAGAAGAAUUUUUAAAAUCAAUUAAUAGAACCACAGAAUAUAUUGAAAAUGAAGAAUUAAAAAACGAAUAUGGGUCAUUAGUUGAACCCAUAUAUUGUAGAGUUUCAGACAAAAAAGUGAACACUUUUAUAUUGAAAAGUUUUAUAAGUUUUCAUACACUUAGUCCUUAUUAUAAAACAAUUUUAAAUUGUAUCGAAUUAUUUGACUCAAAUGAAUAUCCAAUUCAAGUCAUACUUCCAGAAAAUGAAGGAGGAGAUGAAGGGUCUGAACAAUGGAUAGAAAAGAUAUUUGCACCACAUAAUGAUGUAAGAACAAUAGUUUCAGCAAGGACUUCAACAUGUACACAAGAAAUGUUACAAAAAGGGAUCGAUGGAGAUUUAUUAAAUGACCCUAAAACAUGCAAUAAAAGGGGAAAAUUGUAUGAUCAAAAAGAACUUCAAAAAUGUGCAGGAGUGAAUCCAGAAGGCUUUUUUAAUAAAAUUGUAUGGGUUGGUAAAAAGAUAUAUUGCGUUAUUAAAUUAAACAGAUGGUAUACAAAACCAAAAACAAUAAAAUAUGGAAAUGUUAAACAUAAAAUUACACAACCAUCAAUUAUGAAAUGGGAAACAAAGAAAUUAAUGAAUAAACCAAGAAAACCAACAGAAAUAGUAGUUUAUACAGAUUCAUUUUGUUAUUCUGCUUGUUCAGUAUUUACAAAAGGAUUAAAAGAAUGGGGAAGUGCUAUUCUUGUAGGAUUCAAUGGUGAUCCUAAUGGUAAAGAUGAAGAAUUUGAAGUGGGAUUAUCACCAUCAGCAGUGAAAAGUGGAUAUGAUUUAUGUAGCUCUAAAUAUAAAAUCUCUGAAUAUGGAUACUCACUUCUUUUAAAAUUUGAAGAAGAAACAUUGAAAAUAGUUGAUAAGUAUAAAACAAAAUGUAAUCCAAAUAAUAAAAGAUUAGUUAAAAGAGAUGAAAAAUGUGAUAAAGAAAUUAAUAUAGAACAUGGACAUUGA
This is a messenger RNA of Entamoeba dispar SAW760, 1263 nucleotides long. RefSeq lists its product as uncharacterized. Bases 1 to 1263 code for a protein of 420 amino acids. NCBI's taxonomy places the organism in Eukaryota, Evosea, Mastigamoebida, Endamoebidae. The transcript has 3 exons. The record is from RefSeq and is a predicted model, not a curated record.